AUGUUCAAAAUGAGAAAGGUCUUGGUCACCAAGGAUGUGGUGGUGAACCAGACCAGGACAGUCCCCCAGUCUCUGAUGACGACAGCUGACAGGUGCCCUGAGCCAGCACUGUCGGGUCCCAAGGACCUGGGCAUGACAGUGGAGGUGGGUGCACAUAGCGAGGAUGAUGGCUUCGAGGAGGAAGAACAUGCUGCCAUUAACUCCACGUUGGGCCAGACCAACUCCUGGCUGGAGCACCUGGAGAAGAACGACCACCACCACGCCCACCUCCAGGAGCUGCUUGAGUCUGACCGGCAGACACCCCUUGAGUUCCAGUUCGAGGAGGCCCUUAGGGAUGCCAGUCCCAGGCUCUUGGAGCCCCCAACUAGCUCCAACCCUGCCUCCCUGGGCUAG
Zalophus californianus (California sea lion) is the source of this 393-nucleotide messenger RNA. Its product is annotated as UPF0184 protein C9orf16-like. The record is from RefSeq and is a predicted model, not a curated record. The transcript is spliced from 2 exons. Lineage: Eukaryota; Metazoa; Chordata; Mammalia; Carnivora; Otariidae. Bases 1 to 393 code for a protein of 130 amino acids.